Molecule: messenger RNA, 1355 nt
Organism: Ochlerotatus camptorhynchus
Lineage: Eukaryota; Metazoa; Arthropoda; Insecta; Diptera; Culicidae
Exons: 4
Coding region: 197-1243 (348 amino acids)
Cellular component (GO): cytosol
Molecular function (GO): L-galactose dehydrogenase activity
Source: RefSeq, a predicted model, not a curated record
AGUUUUUGAACUUAUAUAUUGCAAAUAGAUAAGAGGCAAUAGAGCAAGAGUGCAACUGGAUUUAUUUAAAUAUUUGUGUGUUUUGUGUGGUAGACAGAGACAUUUGCACAAACAAAGUGAAGAGCGCUGAUAAGAGUCGGAAUAUAUCGACUAUAUCUCAGAUUUGAUUGAUGGUAAGAACAGUUCAACCAGUAAAAUGGAUCAGCUACCAUCAACGUUUGUUGAAAAUUUCCAUGAUGAGGCUAGUGUUCGAAAGAUGAAAUAUAACUCAUUUGGAAAUACAGGAUUAUUCGUUUCGAAAAUAUCGCUAGGAACUGGGACCUUGAGUAAACUAUACGGAGAUCUAGGUGAAACCGAUGGGGCAAACGCUGUUCGUUUAGCAUUGAAGAAAGGAAUAAACUACAUUGAUACUGCUCCCUUCUAUGGGCAAGGUCGGUCGGAGGAAAUUCUCGGACAUGCUCUGAAAGACGUACCCCGGCAGGCAUAUUAUGUUGCUACAAAAGUUGCCCGCUACGAGAUGGAAUACGACAAAAUGUUUGAUUUUAGUGCUAAAAAGACACGCGCAAGUGUCGAGAAAAGUCUCAAAUUGCUAGGAGUGGAUUAUAUUGACGUUGUUCAGAUUCAUGAUGUGGAGUUUGCUGCGGAUUUGAAUGUGAUAUGGAAGGAAACGCUACCGACGCUUGAAGCAUUGAGAGCUGAAGGAAAAUUGAAAUACAUAGGCGUUUCUGCUUAUCCUAUGGAUGUGUUGAAGACCGUCAUCUCCGGUGCACCGGGACGCUUUGACACUGUACUCUGCUACUGUCGCAAUACUCUGAUAGAUGAUUCACUCAAGGAAUAUCUUCCAUUUUUCCAAGCAAAUAAUUUGGCUGUGAUUUGCGCGUCUGGGCAUGGAAUGGGUUUACUCACCAACUCAGGACCACAGACUUGGCAUCCCGCGCAUUACCAAACUAAGCAAGUUUGUCGAGAAGCGGCUGAAUACUGCAAACAGCACGGUGUUGAGCUGGGCAAAUUAGCAAUGUAUCACUUUAUCCAGCUAGACGGACCCUCGACAUUUCUUAGUGGGAUGCAGAGCAAAGCUCUUGUCGAAAUUAAUUUAGCCGCAUUCUUCGACGGAUUGACUGACAACGAACGGACCGUGUUAGCUUAUUUGAAUGAGCGGAUUUUCCCAAAUGUUGCUCAGCGAAACUGGGAAGGAAUUGAAGUGAAGCGAUAUUGGAGUGCCAUGAAUUCUACGAAAAAUUAACACAAUCGCAAAGCUUAAACGGUUUUGAAUUUAUGAUACAUAAUGUUCAUUUUUAUUUGGAUGAAUAAACUCCAUAUUUGUUUAUAAUGGCCUGUUGAACGUAGAUAUGCAG